This is a messenger RNA of Fusarium poae, 2370 nucleotides long. RefSeq lists its product as uncharacterized. Gene Ontology annotation, cellular component: endoplasmic reticulum membrane. Gene Ontology annotation, biological process: GPI anchor biosynthetic process. The record is from RefSeq and is a predicted model, not a curated record. The transcript has 4 exons. Bases 1 to 2370 code for a protein of 789 amino acids. NCBI's taxonomy places the organism in Eukaryota, Fungi, Ascomycota, Sordariomycetes, Hypocreales, Nectriaceae.
AUGCCUUUUACUGCCAAUGCUCGCUCGCCCACUGUCACUAUGCCCAGAAUCAAGUCCAUGACAACUGGCUCCAUCCCCUCUUUUGUUGAUCUGAUCCUGAAUUUCGAUGAAGGGGAUACUUCAUCAACCCUGGCUUCUCAGGACACUUGGUUAGCUCAGAUCAAGGCUCAUGAUAUGGGCAAGCUCCUCAUGUACGGAGAUGACACUUGGUUGAAGCUGUUUCCAAACACUUUUGACCGUGAAGAUGGAACUACAAGUUUCUUUGUAGCGGACUUUACUGAGGUGGACAACAAUGUCACCAGAAACAUUGCUCCUGAGCUGGAAAAUAACGACUGGGGACUCAUGGUCCUCCACUACCUCGGUCUAGAUCACAUUGGACACAAAGCUGGACCCAAAAGGCUUGUUCGCCCUGAAGUGGCCUUUAUUAUGAAAGAGAUGGACAGUGUUGUCCAGACUCUCUUUGAAGCUAUGAAGACCAAGCCUCAUCUGGACUCAACGCUGCUCGUUCUAUGUGGCGACCACGGUAUGAAUGAUGCUGGAAACCAUGGUGCUUCUUCACCUGGCGAAACAUCGCCUGCUCUGGUUUUCAUGUCCCCGAAACUCAAGUCAAUCUCUUCGAAACUCUCCGCGCCAGCUCAGCCCAAGGAUGAAUUUGACUUUUACUCUAUGGUAGAGCAAUCCGAUCUGGCACCAACUAUUGCUGCUUUGCUAGGCUUCCCAGUCUCCAAGAAUAAUCUAGGAGCUUUCAUUCCAGACUUCCUCCCCUUCUGGCACACGACUAGUGAUCAGAUUCAGAUCCUGGUCCGAAAUGCUCGCCAAAUCCUCAACAUUGUCACCGCUGCGUUUGGAAGUGAGCUCUUUGAUUCAGAGAGCAGCAUUGAUCCGUGUGCUCUGGAACAGACGGAAAUUAACGAGUUGGCUUGCCAAUGGCGGAAACUAAACGGAGAGGCUUACGUCCUCGCAGCCCGUAAUAGCCUGGAUAAGAAAUGGCUUGGCGACAUGUCUCAAUGGCUUCGACGGGCACAAGAUCUGAUGAGUAGUAUGGCUUCCAAUUAUGAUAUGCCCAAGCUUUACAUCGGCCAAGCAAUUGCUGCCAUUGCAGCUGUCACAAGUGCAAUGGUGCUUGUUAGUCUCAAGACUCACCACGAUGGGCAGAUUCUUCCCUUCAGCCUCUUAGCACUAGUUUAUGGUGCCAUGAUGUACGCAAGCAGUUAUGUCGAGGAGGAACAGCACUUCUGGUAUUGGUCUUCGAGCACCUGGCUUGUGAUACAGGGUGUGCUGCAUGUUCGAAGAAAAAAUAGUAUGGAAGAAGUUGCUUGGGUAUUCGUUGCCCUUGUAGCGUUGAGAAUCACCAGAGGUUGGAACCAAACCGGUCAGAAAUUCGCAGGAGAUCCAGAUAUCGUCAAAAGUUUCGUUGUCACGCAUCCGCAGCUUCUAUGGGUCAUUAUCACUUUAGGAUAUAUGAUCAUGUCAUUCCGGCUGCUCGCCCGCCUGAAGAGUCUCCCUUCUCUUGUCAGCACGAGCAUCACGUCGGUUCUGCUCAUGUCUGCUUACAGCUUCAAACUCGACUUCACCAACGAAGAUGCACCUGAACUUGUUGUUGGCUUCGCCAAAAGCUUGAACGAUUUACUCGUGGGUCAGUCACUGCUUUGGAGAGCUAGAACCGCCUUCAUCCUCCUCGGUAUUCUGUUUGGAUAUGGUAUCUACCGAUCCUUCACUGGUGGUAGAAACGGGCAAUUGCAAUCAGGUAACAACUCGCUGCCCACAACCUUUGGUCUCUCGACAGUUACUGACUUCACGACAGCAUACCUCUUCCACCACCUCUACACAAUUUUUGGCAUAACCCAAUCCCGUGCUACAAACAUUCCCCUCUUCUUCCUGUCUGACAUUCUCUUCCAUGCACUCCAAGCCACCGACCUCUCUGUGACUGGAAUUACUAUUACCGCUAUUCUCCUCCAAUACACAACUUUUUUCGCCUUUGGUGGCUCCAACGCUAUCAGCUCUGUCGACCUUUCAAGCGCGUACAAUGGCAUCAGUGGUUUCAACUUCUUUGCUGUUGGGUUUCUCACCCUCGCAAGCAACUGGGCCGGGCCCAUCUUCUGGACUUCUGCUGCUAAUCUCCUUCUACUCCGCAAAUAUCAUGAGGGUCAGCGCAAUGCAUUCUGGCAAUACAUUACUUUGCAGACCCUAUUCGUUUCUGCGACAGUUGCGUUGGUUAUGGCAGCUUGCACUUCGUUGAGAACGCAUCUCUUCAUUUGGACUGUCUUCUCACCCAAGUAUCUGUACUGUAUGGCCUGGAGCUUGGGUCAACAUUUGCUGAUCAAUGUUGGCUUCGGGGGUCUACUUUUCUGGCUGGGAUCACGCAACUAG